AUGCUUCAGUUAUCUCUCCGUCUCUCUCGAGGGGGAACUCGGCACUUUCGACGCAAUUCAAAGUUUGACCGUCCUCCAGGCAAAUCUACGAAAGAGAAGUUGGAAGAGUUCCGGGCAAACUACAAUGAAGACGGCACAAGAAAGCUUCGGCUGGCACCAACUAUAGAAGCUGGCCCCAGCGUGUGCAUCUCGUGGGAAGAAGGACAGGAACGCCUCAAAAAGAUGAGGAAGAAGCUGAGAGAAGACAUUGACAAGAUGCCAGAGUUGGUGAAACAUCGUGUUUCCUUCAAUCUGAAGCAAAUCAUGGAAGGGAGGCCAACAAUGUACGAGCUCACUCGGGCAAUUGGCCCCACGGCUGCAAAAUUCAAAGGCGGUUUGGGUUGGUACAAGCGGAUCUUGAAGGCUUUAAAGAGCGACCCAAACUUUUUCAAAACCUUGUACGAGGAAGUCAAGAGGCAACCGAUACAGGAUGCCAUACAGGAAGAACUCGAAAGACUGCACAAAGAAGAAAGAUUGGGUUCAAGGAUUGAUAGGAUAGACAAGGUUCUACUCGAAGAAAUGACAGAAAGAGCGAAAUCAAUUCCAAGAUGAAAAGCGCG
Molecule: messenger RNA, 599 nt
Organism: Seminavis robusta
Lineage: Eukaryota; Bacillariophyta; Bacillariophyceae; Naviculales; Naviculaceae
Source: the annotation of a GenBank genome assembly